Molecule: messenger RNA, 750 nt
Organism: Penicilliopsis zonata CBS 506.65
Lineage: Eukaryota; Fungi; Ascomycota; Eurotiomycetes; Eurotiales; Aspergillaceae
Exons: 3
Coding region: 1-750 (249 amino acids)
Biological process (GO): RNA catabolic process
Cellular component (GO): extracellular region
Molecular function (GO): ribonuclease T2 activity; RNA binding
Source: RefSeq, a predicted model, not a curated record
AUGUUCCCUCUCUUUCUCGCUCUCGCCCCCCUCGUCAUGGGAGGCACCCUGCCAACCUGCACCGACACCCCCCUGAGCUGCCACGCAACAGGCACCGUCACCGACACCUGCUGCUACAACAGCCCUGGAGGAGCUCUCGUGCAGGUCCAGCUGUGGGACACUGACGCCGGGCCGUCUGAUUCUUGGACCAUCCACGGAUUAUGGCCUGAUUAUUGCGACGGCGACUACGGAGAAUACUGCGACUACUCGCCCGAAUACGACGACGUGGAGACUCUUCUCGAGGAACAGGGACUCACCGACCUGCUCACCUACAUGGAGACAUACUGGGUGAGCGAUGACGAGACCGCCGCCGAGUUCUGGGCGCACGAGUGGAACGCCCACGGGACGUGCAUCAACACCAUCGAGCCCUCCUGCUAUACCGACUACACUACCGGCGAGGAAGUUGGCGAUUUCUUCCAGCAGGUCGUCACCCUGUUCAAGGGGCUGGACACUUACACUGCUCUCGCAAACGCUGGUAUCACCCCCAGCGAUACCGAGACUUACACCGCGGCGGAGAUCCAGGCUGCCCUGGCUGAUAUCCAUGGCGGAUACGAGGUUACCCUCCUCUGCUCGGACAACAAGCUCGAAUCCAUCUAUUAUUACUUCAAUGUCUAUGGAUCCGCGGUCAACGGCACUUACGAGCCUACUACUCCUUUGGAAUCUUCCGAUUGCUCUUCCGACGCUAUCACGUACCCUGUCAAGACUACUUAA